AUGGCAACCAUAGAUUUGUACACAAACCAGCUGAGCUCCUCGUCGUCGUCCUCGGACCAGGAGCUCAUGAAAGCACUCGAACCUUUUAUCCGGAGUGCUGCUUCACCCACCUCCUCCACCUCCGCCACCACCUCUACCUUCUCCUAUUCCUACCCCUAUUCCUAUUCCUACCCCUACUGCUCUGCUCUGCCUCAAGAUUCGUACUUCCUCCCCGCCACAUCCUCUUACACCGCGCUCCCGCCACCACCUCCUGCUCCCACCGCCACCUCCUUCUCGCAGCUCCCGCCUCUGCCGCAGUCCUCCUCGUCGUACGCCUCUCCGGCGGCGUCGUCCCCGACGUCGUCGGCGGACGCCGCGUCGGGGCUGGCGGCGCUGAACCACCUGGGCCCGGCGCAAAUCCACCAGAUCCAGGCGCAGCUCUUGGCGCAGCAUCAUCAGCAGCAGAGGGGCCUCCUGGCGGCGGCGUUCCUCGGCCCGCGGGCGCAGCCCAUGAAGCACGCCGGGGCGCCGCCGCCGUCGGCGGCCGCGAACGCGAAGCUGUUCCGCGGCGUUCGGCAGCGGCACUGGGGCAAGUGGGUGGCGGAGAUCCGCCUGCCCAGGAACCGGACGCGGCUGUGGCUCGGCACCUUCGACUCCGCCGAGGACGCGGCGCUCGCCUACGACAAGGCGGCCUUCCGCCUCCGCGGCGACGCGGCGCGCCUCAACUUCCCGUCACUCCGCCGGGGCGGAGCGCACCUCGCGGGCCCGCUCGACGCCUCCGUAGACGCCAAGCUGACCGCCAUCUGCCAGAGCCUCACCACCGCCGAGCCCGCGUCCGCCAGCACCACCGCCGCUGCUCCCCCGGACUCGCCCAAGGCCUCGGCGUCCACGACCACGACGGAGGGCGACGAGUCGGUACACUCCGCCGGCUCGCCUCCUUCCUCCCUCCCGCCGUUCCCGCAGCAGCAGCAGCAGCAUCCCGAGAUGGCGAGCCUGGACUUCACGGAGGCGCCGUGGGACGAGUCCGCCGCCCUGCACCUCAACAAGUACCCGUCCUGGGAGAUCGACUGGGACUCCAUCCUCUCGUGA
Messenger RNA from Miscanthus lutarioriparius, 1068 nucleotides. NCBI's taxonomy places the organism in Eukaryota, Viridiplantae, Streptophyta, Magnoliopsida, Poales, Poaceae. The record is from the annotation of a GenBank genome assembly.